GACAAUAACAGAGAUGAGGCUGAUUAGACAGAAAUGCCAAAACUUUUUUUUUGUUUAAUUGGCCUCAUCCUUGAUCUAUCUUUUAAUGUAAUUCUUACCAUACAGGAUACUUUAACGUUUACCCGUUGGGUGUAUGCAUUAUACCUUUUCCAAAUUAUUUUCCAGGCCAGGAUUCAAACCCAAAUACAAGUCCAACGCCCUAACCACUCGGCCAUCAUUCUUCAGUCUAAUGUUGAUGGCUAUAUAUUAAUUAUAUUGACCAUCCAUAGCCAAGCUGAUUUCCAAAACAAAUCCAUAUGUUCUUAUAUCAGUUGUUAUUUUGCAUUUGAAGCCAUAAUUAUGUGUAAAUGUUGUUUUCCUCGUACACAAUGUGGUCCUUUUAGAUGCAACAGAAUCCAAGAUGAAGACGAAUCAAGUUUCAGUAUCACCAGUUCGUCCAGAAGAUGGCAAGAGGCAACAUUCUGCAACCCCAUAUCUCGCCCGACCUUCUUCAAAAGAAUCAUCAGGAUCCAGGGUUUCUGGGUAUGGAUGUGGUAGUGUACGUUCACCAAAAGUCAGUCCUUACGGGCCCAAAGAAUAUUUACGGCCCAGUUCUUUUGAAAUAAAAAUGCAAAAUGAAUUAUUAGCAGUGAAAGAAAUGAGAAAAGAAAUGAGCAAAGAACAUUCAACAGAAGUUGACGAGAAUAGCGUUCCAGCAGCGACUGGUUCAAACAGCUUAAGAUCCUUUUCUGUCUCUCCCUUUAAGAAUUCAGUUAAACAGGAAAAAAAGGUGCCCAAAAAGGAUUUCAAUAAAAAGUCUUAUGCAGCACUUAAUGCUCUUUCGCAACUGGACAAACCAGAAAUGUUGAAGGGACCGCCUAUUACCAAGGAGCUUCAACCGGCUAAGAUUUAUGUAUCAAGUAGAAGUGAUGCUCCUUCAAAUACUUCUCAAGACGACUGGGUACUGUUGGAAGGAAAAACGUUCGCUAAUUUACCGCCUGCUGAUGAAAAUAUGCCAAACAGGCCUAGUAACAUAGUGCCCCAGGUGGAAACAUCAUCCAAUGUUUGGAUUAGACCCAAUUUGUAUUUGAAAGAUUUUAAUUCGACGAGCUUACCACCUUCUAGAAAUGUUUCUUCACAUUCUCUUGAAGAAGGAUUGAUUUUCCAGGGAGGAAGGCAUGUAAGGCGUAAAAAAGUUCUCCAAAGGUCAUUCGAAAAUGAAACAGACAUACCCUCCACUCCAAAAGGGCUUAGGGAAUUAAAAUCACCGUCACCUUUUCUUUCAAAUACUUCAGUUAAUAGAAUAAUAGCCCAUCCUCAAGGAAGAGACAACACUGAAGAUCCUUCACAAACUUCUUCACCACCAACUUUCAGACUUAGUACUAUCAAUGAAGAAAAAAACAAAUAUAUAGAAAAUAGUCUAAAAGUUAAGGGUACAGAUACACCUCCAAAACGACUAUUGUCUAGACCGACAGUUUUAUCAAGCUCGUUCAACAACAGCUCAUUUACAUCGAGUAAAAUAGAACAAAAUGCUGGAAUUCAUGACAAAUCUUCAACCUCAAAUAUCUCGAGUAACACACAUGGAAAAGUGUCUUCAGUUUUUAGGAAUCCACUCACAGAUCACACUACAACCAAGAGAAACACUUGAAGUAUUUUGUCCAAGAUUUCUGCAUACUUUAUCUUCAAAUAAUCCUUAUGAAAAUACAAUUUUGGUUUCUUGAGAUAAUCCCUAAGAUCCAUCAUUAUUCAUAGUUUUGCAAAUAACUGUAUUUCUGCCGUAACUUGGGCCUAAUUGUUAAAAAUAAGUCAAAAUAAACAUUGUUUCCAAUUUCUUCAAAUUUAAUUCAUUUUCAAAAAAUUAACA
Messenger RNA from Cimex lectularius (bed bug), 1843 nucleotides. RefSeq lists its product as uncharacterized. The record is from RefSeq and is a predicted model, not a curated record. Lineage: Eukaryota; Metazoa; Arthropoda; Insecta; Hemiptera; Cimicidae. The coding region runs from base 401 to 1627 and encodes 408 amino acids. The transcript is spliced from 2 exons.